This is a messenger RNA of Wasmannia auropunctata (little fire ant), 1701 nucleotides long. RefSeq lists its product as uncharacterized. Lineage: Eukaryota; Metazoa; Arthropoda; Insecta; Hymenoptera; Formicidae. The transcript is spliced from 6 exons. The coding region runs from base 162 to 1244 and encodes 360 amino acids. The record is from RefSeq and is a predicted model, not a curated record.
UCGACCGUCCGCCUGCGACGGGAGGGGGGAGUGAAUGGGGGUGCAAUUUUGGCGCGCACGAACGUGGCGUGUGCGCCGACUUGAAAAAUGCCGAUUUGUUGACUUAAAAGUCGCUCGCGCUUCUCACGCGACUGCACGGUAUCGACGGUCGUUCUACAUGGAUGUUAUCCGCGGCAGCGAUCAUGUCGUCGAUGGUGCUCGUCAAGCGUCAGUUGUCCAAGGUGAUAAGGAGGUUCAAGUUCGAGGAACUGGAGAGCGCCGUGGUGCCCGUCUUCCCGGAGGUCUCCUGGGCGCGCGUCAGAUCUAAAUUGGUCAAGAAUCACAAGAGUUUCACGGUGGCCAACGCGCUGCGCGUCAUCGAGGACGUUCUCGACAACGCGAAUUUACGGGAGAAGGAACUGCGCGACAGAUUGACAACGCUGGAGGUGAUAGUCGUCGACUCACGAAACGACGAUCUUUCAGACGUAAGCAGACACGACGAGAGAAAAGUGUGGUAUGGAUACGAAUUGACAGGUUCGAACGGGACGUCGAGGCAUGUCGAAAUGCAGGAGAUGCAGGAAGGCAUCAGAGAGGAAUUUCAUUCGAGUGGCCUGGACAUGAGCGUGAAAACUGUAAUGCACAACAACGUCACGUUUAUAUGCGUUCGAGAGAAGGAGAAGAAGAAGAAGAAGAGUGAGCGAUCCACCAUGCCGACCUUCUUUGCCGUGUUCUUGGGACACAAGUAUUUUUUCUGCUCGAAGAAGACUGUGCCCCUUCACUAUGUGAAAGUGAUGGCCAUCAGUCUGGGCUACAGCAACAGCAGGAGGAUCAGGCUGAUGGGCAAGAACCUCAGAUCUCUGAUAAAACUAUUGUGGUUUAAGCAGCAAGGCGCCUUGCACGCCGAAGAUAUUGGUCGACCACCAGUUUACCAACCGUCUAAUCCUACCGUCAGUAAUAACGGCGUGGAUUACACGCAGCGCAAGCAACGAAAAAAAUACGCGGAACAGUGUUUCAGCAAGGAUCCUCCGAUUCUGGAGAAACUCGUUAUAACGGGGCCAGAGGAAUCUAUAAAACACGACGCUGUGGCUUCGAAGUUACCUGCCGAUAGCUUGCGUAUAAACUGGGAAUUCCAUAGUCGCAACUUAGCCAGGUUUUUAACUGUUUUAAUCGAAAGACGUGCGUUCACGCUGCCGUUACCCGAGUACGUGUCCAAUCUCAUGACACUGGGGAAAAACGUAUUGACACUUCAGACUAACGACCGGUAACUCGGUCGUAAAUUACGAAUUUCUUAUGGCGACAAAAGCUGAGAAUUCACGAUGCCCGCAUAUUGUUUUAUAUCAGUUAUAAAAAGAAUAUUAGAUAUUAAUUUUAUACAAUAACGAUGUGCGAUGUCGCGCUGAAUAUAAUUAAAUAAUCGAUAACUGUGUACAAAGGGUAAAAUGAGAUUAUACAUAGGUUGAUUGGAAUUGUACAUAAAUGUUAUCGACGUAAUAUAACUGGAUUAUUUAUGAUUUCGUGUAAACAUACAUUGUAAAAAAUAACGGUGAAGUGUGAGAGAGAAAUUAACUGUUAAAUCAGCCCCUCAGGCUCGAACUGGUGAAAGAGACAGGCCAGAGGCAGAGAGUGCAGAACACUGUAUUAAAUUUAUUACAUAACUUUGUUACAUAGAAAUGCCACUGAAAGCGUCUGUUACAUUAAUAAAGUACGUUUAUUAAAAGUUUA